AUGUAUUCCAGAAGUACGGGCACCAGAUCCGCCACCGCGGUGCAGGUCAUCCAGGACAACGACGCCGCAUCGAUGGCAUCCACAGCCGCCACAACAGCCGCCACGGAUGCAGUACCACCAUUAACCCGUGGUACUUCAACCGACUCAUCUGGAGCGUCCUCGGCAGACACAGACAUGGCCAGUAGUAUAUUGGGAGAUGGAUACAUGUUGGAGUCACAAGAUGGAGUGUUGACGGUGCCGUUUCGAUACCAUGAGGACGCCGAUCUGCUCUGUCCGUUCCAGAUCUUGGACUGCGAUCAGGUCUUUGCCGACAUCAUCCACUUCAAAAUGCAUGUGUUUUCGCACUUCCGAGGACAUGAGCUGCCGACAUUCGCCACUUGUUUCUUGUGCGACAACAAGUAUGUUUCCCGUCCAGACGAUGACCCGGCCUUUGCGUGGAACACUAUGUUAUCCCAUAUGGUGCAUGAACACUUUCGACAAGGCCAACAGCUGGCGACGGUCAGAACCGACUUCGGCCUAAUGAAAUGGAUGUAUAAUCGGAGGAUCAUCAAUGAUCAACAAUUCAAGAGAACCCAGUUACUCCCAGUGCAGACUGUCCUUCCCGGAGCCGCCACAACAAGAAGACAAAUGGUAACCGUUGCAGAGUUGCCGCGAGCGCCGUCAGCGUCGCCACCAGCGGCUGUAAGAGCACACCUGGCCCUGUCGAUGGGAUACCAAAACGAACCUUACACAAUGAAUGCAGGGCGGAGGCAAGAAAGACGUCGACUUGAUGCCACUCGAACCAUGGUCCGAGCACAUAGUUAUAUUUGA
This is a messenger RNA of Cladophialophora psammophila CBS 110553, 810 nucleotides long. RefSeq lists its product as uncharacterized. The transcript has a single exon. The record is from RefSeq and is a predicted model, not a curated record. NCBI's taxonomy places the organism in Eukaryota, Fungi, Ascomycota, Eurotiomycetes, Chaetothyriales, Herpotrichiellaceae. Bases 1 to 810 code for a protein of 269 amino acids.